CACACACACACACACACACACACACACACGGUAGGUGUGUUCGAUUCGUGAACGAACGGUUCUUAUGAAUCGAGUCUAUCCAAUGAAUCAGUUAAACAGUUCACAAAACCGAUCUGACUGAUUAAUUAACGAAAAUUUAACAAGAAAAUAGGCCUAUAUAACAUUUUAAAAUGCUCAUUAUCAGAUUAGUUACUUUUUUAAAAAGGAUUACAGAAUCACAUAUUAAUUAUAAAUUGGCAGUAAAUUAUUCAUAAUUUAUUGAUUCUUUCUAAUUCUUCCGUUUUCUCUUUUAAAGUUGUGUAUUAUGUAUGUAAAGGGUAUGUAUACCCUUUAGUUUUUAAUAGAUUCAUAAUAUAAAAGAUACAUGUGCAAAUGUGCUAAUUUUUCUAAAUUUGGGGGAAGCACCACUCAAACAAUUAGACAUAUGUAACAAAAAUUAAUAAGUUUAUAAACAGUGGUGAUGUAUUAGCUGUGAAACACACACAAUAAUAGAAUAGAAUAAAAAAAUAGACUAUAGUGUAAAAAUAUAUAUAUUCAAAAAUAGGCUGUAGUAAAGAAAAUGUUUUAAUAUUUAUAAUUUUUUAUUUCAUAUGACCGAGUGAUUUUGUAAGGAAAACCAAGAGGUCAUUCACUAUAGUUUACAAAUAUAGGCUAUAGUAUAAAAUACAAUAAAAUAUAAAUAUAAACAUAAACUGGAGGCUAAAGUGUGAAAUGCAUAAUAUAAAAACAAUCUAUAUAAAACUAAAGUCUGUAGUACAAAAAAAAGCUAAAGUAAUUUUAUAAGGCAAAUUGCAAUGCUGUUUACCUGUACCAGACUGUGCAUAAUGAAAAUCCUCAAAAUAUGAGCUGCAGACACAAUCAUGGGAUGAAGUGUAAUAACCGGGGUAAAUUAUGACAGCAUUAUGACAGCGCCGAAGAACACACUGUUGACUGAGAAAGACAGAUGACUCAGCAGUCACCCCCCUCGUAAUAAAGGCCCUCGCUGCUGUUGGACUAUACUUUGUGGAUAUAAUGUCAGUAGUAGUACAUUCAUUAUAUUCCAAACAAGAAUCAAGUCAGACAAAACACGUCAGGCAUUCAAAACACUGCUGACUCAGUCCUCAUUUAAAUAUUCAAUAACAAACCAAAAGAUGUCAUAUGAACCAUCACAUUUGAUUUCUUAAGACAACAUUUCGGAAAGCUUCGUGUGCAGGUGCAUCAGUGUUUUUGACGAAGUUAUUGGUUAAGGGUAAAUGUUUUAAGUCUUGUUAAUAAGUGGUUUCCUCUUGCAGGAUGACAUAGUACGUAUAGCAAGUCCUAACAGUAUGGACACACCUUCAGCAUGAUGGUAUAUAACGCAGAAGACAUGCUUCAGUUUCAUCCGCACGGCGCUCCAAACGCUCAGACACACACUUCCUGCAGUCUGUGCAGCAUCAUGUCGGGGACAUAUCAAGCACACUGGGUGGUGAUGUUGGGCAGAGCGGCGGUGUUUGCUCUCCUGAUGUGGGGACCUCUGCAGGUGGCAGCAGAAUCAGAAGAGGAAGCUGCUUCAGAGUGGGGCAUGUGGAAAAAUCUCCAUCAAAUAUCCUACAAUGAUGAGACUGACGAACUUCAGAGACAAAUCAUCUGGGAGACCAACAUGCGAAUGAUUGAGAAAAACAACGACGAUUUCCGCUCCGGAUUGUCGACAUUUAGCAUGGCAAUGAACAAAUAUGGUGAUCUUACCAAGAUGGAGUAUAAACGCUUGCUGGGCGCCAAAAUUUCUGGCCCGAUAAACAGGGGAGGAAAGACUGUCUCCGCACAAACGCUCCGUGUCAAUGCUAACAGUCUGGGAUUGACCAAUGUGGACUAUCGAGCACGAGGAUAUGUGACUGAAGUCAAAGAUCAGGGAUACUGUGGGUCUUGCUGGGCCUUUAGCACUACAGGAGCCAUCGAAGGACAAGUGUUCAAGAAGACAGGACGGUUGGUGUCCCUCAGCGAGCAGCAGCUGGUGGACUGUUCCAGGUCUUACGGCACAUAUGGCUGCAGUGGUGCCUGGAUGGCCAAUGCCUAUGAUUAUGUGAUCCAUAAAGGGUUGGAGAGCUCUGACACUUACCCCUACACAUCAGUGGAUUCUCAGCCCUGUUACUACGACAGAAGUUUAGUUGCCGCCAGAAUCAGUGAUUACAGGUUCAUCCCGGCUGGAGAUGAACAGGCUCUGGCUGAUGCUGUGGCAACCAUCGGUCCUAUCACUGUCGCCAUAGAUGCAGAUCACAUAAGUUUCCUCUUCUACAGUUCAGGAAUCUACAAGGAAUCUAGAUGCAACCCUAACAACCUCAACCAUGCUGUGCUUGUGGUUGGUUUUGGCUCAGAGAAUGGCAAAGAUUACUGGAUAAUCAAAAACAGUUGGGGAACAGGAUGGGGUGAAGGAGGCUACAUGCGAAUGAUCCGCAAUGGUAAAAACACUUGCGGGAUCGCCAGCUAUGGUCUUUAUCCCAUUGUGUGAGAAGAACCAGACAUUUCCAAAUAAAGACUUAUGAAGUCUGAA
Molecule: messenger RNA, 2506 nt
Organism: Carassius gibelio (silver crucian carp)
Lineage: Eukaryota; Metazoa; Chordata; Actinopteri; Cypriniformes; Cyprinidae
Product: procathepsin L-like
Exons: 8
Coding region: 1322-2464 (380 amino acids)
Biological process (GO): immune response
Cellular component (GO): lysosome
Molecular function (GO): cysteine-type endopeptidase activity
Source: RefSeq, a predicted model, not a curated record